CCCACAGCAGCCCACGAAGUCCUAAGCCGAAGAACUGAAAACCCUAGGCGGCGGCGGCGGCGCAUCCCGACUCCCGACCGCCGUAUAGCAGCAGAGCCUCCAAAGAGGCGCUCCAGCGGGAUUCCCAGCAGCAGAAGCAACACAGGCCGCGCCGUGCGACCGGGGGCGAGGGAGAUGACGCAGAAGCAGACCAUGUUCAAGGGGCAGAGCAAGAAGAAGACCAUCCCUCCCAACCGCCACGGCAAGGCGCCCCACGUUCGCAAAGGGAAGAGGGUCGUCAAGCCGACCAAGUUCACCAAGGACAUGGACGCCGAGAAGGAACUCACCAAGUUCAUCAACCAGUGCAACGAAAUAAAGGCUGCGAAUCUUGCUAGCAAAGAAGGUGGCGACCUCAGCAUAUUGAAGGUGGACGGUGAUCAAUCUAAAUCAAAGAAGUAGGAAUUUUCUGGUAACAAGAAACCGAACAUGAUCGCUUGAAGUGUGAUUUGUGGUAAUGCCGUGUAUGCUGUUUUCCUGAAGAAAUCCAGUGCCAUAUGGCUGGGUAGAAGGGCAUGUUUAGUGCAAAGUGACGGUGUAACUUGCAACAUGCCAUACAAGUUUUGUUCUGUGACAGACUUUUAAUUAUGUUAAAGUUGGUAGUAUGUAAUUAUCCUAUACGUUGAAACAUUUUUUUUUCCUUUUGCCGUGGGCCAAUGGGAGCGCCGUGGCAGUCUGGCAGUGUAAAAGCAGGACGUUGCAACCAUCGCAAGCAUCGCGCCUUGUUUUA
Setaria italica (foxtail millet) is the source of this 766-nucleotide messenger RNA. RefSeq lists its product as uncharacterized. The transcript is spliced from 3 exons. The record is from RefSeq and is a predicted model, not a curated record. The coding region runs from base 175 to 438 and encodes 87 amino acids. Lineage: Eukaryota; Viridiplantae; Streptophyta; Magnoliopsida; Poales; Poaceae.